This is a messenger RNA of Pocillopora meandrina, 2532 nucleotides long. The record is from the annotation of a GenBank genome assembly. NCBI's taxonomy places the organism in Eukaryota, Metazoa, Cnidaria, Anthozoa, Scleractinia, Pocilloporidae.
AUGGUUCCCCUUGGAUAUGGCCUCGAAUUCAGAGUCAAGGUAUCAGUUUUGGUUCUUUUCAUAUUGUUAAGUAUGAAAUUUGCUACCGCAAACUCUAAUAACAACCAAAACCAUAAAGAAGUGGCAUUUUACAGAAUACGAAGCACGUCACUAGUAGGCAACAUUACCUUGAUCAAGUCAGUGAAGCGAGAAAUGGACUGUGCUCUCAAGUGUCUACGAAAUUAUCCACAAAGUUGCCUUUCAUUCAACUUUGGAAGGGAUUCCAUUCAUAAGAUGCUUACCUGCGAACUCAGCAAUUCUGAAAGGGUCCUAGAGCCAAAUAGGAUGCAAAGCAGAAUAGGGUUUGAUUAUCUUGGAGUGCAAAAGGGGGUAAGUUUGUUAAUAUUUGUUAUACUUUAUUGAGAUAAUUUCCAAGAAUGAACUAUCCAGUUUGCCGAGGCUCAUCUAUAGGAUUAAAACUUCGCUCACAAACGUUGGUCUUACCAUGAAGUUCGGUUUCGGUAGUUUGCAGAAGCAACGAGUUCAGGGAGGGAAUAAAAAGCCUUGCAAGCAGCAGUCUAGAUUCAGUAGCUUUAUGGAAAUAUUUUUACCACAUGGAGCUCAGCGGGAACAGAGAGGAGAUCAGUCGUUACAAAUAUUGAGCGAAGAGACUACCAUAGAGAUAUACUUUUAGUUAGCUGCCGAUGCUAAAAUGGGAUGGAGCGGGAUCAUUUGAAUAGUGCAGAGUAUUUGGUGCAGGGGAUGAGGUCAAUUUUAUCUCGACACAACAAAAAUCCUCCGGAACUCCAGGCGAUAAUUAAUGAGCGGUCCUAACAGGAAAAAUGCAUUUCUGUUCAAAGUAUCUGUCCAAGUUCUUCCCAUGCUUGACAUUCCCAUGCAGAAAUGGGGGAUCGUGUGAGAAUGGUCCGGAGCUAAAGAUGUUUUCGUGCAUCUGUCCACUGGAGAUCAGAGCGCUUCCUUAUAUUGACAACAAAUGUAACGUUGGUAAGUACGAUUAUAAUAAUAAUGAUGACAGUGAUAGAAAUAAUAAUAAUAAUAAUAAUAAUAAUAAUAACAAUAAUGAUUACAGUAAUGAUAAUGAUGGUAAUAAUAAUAAUAAUAAUAAUAAUAAUAAUAACUGACCACUCUCCUAGUGGGGCUUUACAGGGCCAAUACAAACAGAUUAAAACAAAUAUCGUAAAAAAAAAAGUUUUUAAAGGAGCCUAUUACUUGGGCUCCUGGUUUGAUUUAUUAAAAAGCAUAGUGUGCCGUGUCAUGGCACUUGUUCACCUUUGUCCACGUUUUCACGUGGGGGGUCUCAUAUUACAAUAACACUAGCGCAACUUCUAAACUGGAAAAUGCAACACAGGGACGAGGUGGCCAUGGAGGAUAAGAUGCUGACUAGGAACCGACCAGAAGACGAUUUUAUUUCGCGUUUGUUGUUGCAUUAUUUUCUUUUUUUCCUAUAUUUACUUAUUUAUUUACUUAUUCUUUCAGUUUUUUGCUAUUGUUUUUGUUUUGUUUUUUUUUUAUUGUCGACAUUUGUUUGUGUUCCUCAGCUAUUGUUAAGUUGUUUGUCUCUUUUCCAGAUACCACUCAAAUGACGAUUUACUAUAAACCUCAAGCUAAAGGCGUCUUCUAUGUAGAGGUCACAGGCAAACGAUAUCAGCUAAAUUACUACGAAGCCCACAGGCUUUGUGAAAUAAACAGAGCCACUCUCGCUACAUACGACCAGCUGUUUGCAGCAUGGGAAGUCGGUCUUGAACUGUGCUUGUAAGUUCUGUCUGAAGGCUUCGGCUUUUUAGUUUUAUACGUACGCUUUCAUGAUAGUCAUCAUUAUUAUUAGCAGUUUCAUCUAAACCCAACUAUUAUGUUUAAUUUACCAUUAUGCAGUCUGUCGAUUAAAAAAUAAGUGUUUCACGAGGAGUUUAAGUUGUUCUGCCCUUUGCUCGCUGCUUCCAGGUAUCUUCUGUAAUGUUCGUCCGCUUCGGGUUUCUUUUCACAGUGUUCGUGUGUCGUAGCCUAUGCUUUCCAGGGUUUCUCCCGCCUUUACGAAGCUAGGAGUACAGCAGCUGUCUGUGAUAAAUAAGAUGGAAUAUCUGGUAUAUUAUACUUAUUUGUAUAGAAGUUGCAGAAAUAUUUUUGGUAGAAAAAUUGCCAGCAAUUGCAUAGGAAACGAAAAUAAACAAACCGACAAAAUUUUACUGGCUUAAUUUCCCUUCCCCCGCUAGUAUUAUGUAUAAAGUAAAAUAAUUUUUCACCCCACUGAAUGCGUGACCUCUGAUAUGUGUGCUGAAAUAAUCAUUCAUCUCAGUGUCUAUGGGAGUGGUGAGGGUGCACCUAUACCCAGAAUGAUUAACUGAUAAACAUAGUCCUUAAAGUUAGUAUAUUAAUCGUUCACUGUGUUGCAGAUACGGAUGGCUUAAAGAUGGAACCCAACGCUAUCCAAUGCAAAAAGUACAUGAUAAGUGUGGAAAGAAGAUUGGCAUCGUAGGAAGCAAUACAACUCAAAACAAAAGUGAAAAGAGCAAUGCUUGGUGCUGGAAAGGUUGA